This is a messenger RNA of Symphalangus syndactylus (siamang), 2077 nucleotides long. It is a transcript of the gene C10H10orf67, whose product is annotated as chromosome 10 C10orf67 homolog. NCBI's taxonomy places the organism in Eukaryota, Metazoa, Chordata, Mammalia, Primates, Hylobatidae. The record is from RefSeq and is a predicted model, not a curated record.
AUGAUGGCCUUGGUCCGGAAUCGCAGGGCUCAUUAUGUCAUGAGCAUAGUUAUUAGAUGGUUUCACUGCUUUUCCUCCUCCUUGAGGGGGACCUUUGGCACACGCUGGGAGGCCAUGAAAGCCAAGGCCACCGAGCUGCGGGUCUGCUGCGCGCGUAGGAAGCGAGAAGCUCGGGAAUCCGAGCCCCCGCAAAUGCGCGGGUCCACGAGACUUAACAUUUCAGAUGAUUUAAAGAUUGGCUUUUUCAGCACAGACCAUGCCACUCAAACCGAUUCCAGUGAAAUACUGUCAGUAAAAGAAUUGAGUUCAUCUACACAAAAGUUAGCACAGAUGAUGAAAUCCCUCCAGGUAGAUUUUGGGUUCCUCAAACAAUUGCUUCAGUUGAAGUUUGAGGACCGACUGAAAGAGGAAUCUUUGAGUCUUUUCACCAUUCUGCAUGACAGGAUUCUAGAAAUUGAAAAGCAUUAUCAACAGAAUGAGGAUAAGAUGAGAAAAUCCUUCAAUCAGCAGUUAGCUGAUGCCAUAGCUGUUAUCAAAGGAAUGUACCAGCAAUUCUUUGAGGUAGAAGAAGAGAAUGUUUAUUUGCAAGAUGCGAGUAGUGUCAAAACAAAUAUUUUGUUAAGAAAACUGAAAGAGAAAGAAGAAGUUAUUAAAGAAUUAAAAGAAGAACUAGACCAAUAUGAAGAUUUUGGAUUUCACAAAAUGGAAUCUUUUGCCGAAGAAACCAGCUCUCCAAAAUCAAACCUAGAAAAGGAAAAUUUGGAGUACAAAGUGGAAAAUGAGAGGCUGCUUCAGAUCAUUUCAGAGCUUGAAGAAGAAAUCCAGAUCAAUCUAAAAGAAAAUUCAGGAUUAGAAGAUGAACUUAUAAGUAUGAAAGAGAUGGCAGAAAAGGAUCACAAAACUAUUCAAAAGUUAAUGGAUAGUAGAGACAGAUUAAGAGAAGAGCUUCAUUAUGAAAAAUCAUUAGUUCAGGAUGUGAUUAAUAAACAGAAAGAGGACAAGGAAAUGAGAAAAAAGUAUGGCAGCUUAAGUGUAAAGGCUGUAAGAUCAGCCACGGGGAGAGAAGCCUCUUUGUCCCCACGGCCCAAGUCUCCACCCAGCACCACAGCUUCGAGGCCACAUUCUGCGACCAUGAGUGUAUCAUCUGCUGGGGCCAAGAAAGCCAAGACACCAAAGAAGGCUUUAAAGGAAGACCAAGCUGUGAUAAGCUAUGCAACACCUAUUGGGACACAUGAAGAAGAAAAGAAGAUGAAAAUAUCAGGAUCUAAGGUUGAAGACAAACAUGGUUUGGAGUCUCAAAUAGAAGCAUUAAAGACAAAUUUAGAGAAUGAGAAAAAGAAGGUGGAAAGGUUUAGGAGGGAAGCAGAUCGACUAAAUAAAAGCUGGGAAAAGAGAUUCUUUAUUCUCAGGAACAGCUUUCAUGUCCUUAAGAAUGAGAUGUUUACAAGGCACACACUGUUUCGUCAGUUUGCAGUGCUUGCUGACACAUCCUUCAAUUAUAUUAAAGUAAAACCCUUAUUAGUGCAGUCUAGAACGACCAUGACAGGUACAUCCUCUUCAAGUCAUUGUACAUCUUCAAGAGACAGUAAGCAUGUGGAUGUAGUCAGUGAUCAGGCAUCCCUUCAACUUUCACCAAAAGGGAAGUUGUCAGAAUCCCCAAAAGAAGAGUCCUUGGAGGAGCCAUCCAUGCGCUGGAGCAGCCCCGCAGACUGUUGAUUAACCGAGCAGAAGCCUGGGCUGCGCAGACGGGGCCUCAGAAAGAGUGGCCUCGCCGUCCUGGUGUAAGGUGCCUCCCUCGCAAAGGAUACUAUCUCCAAGGAUUUUCUAAACUAAUUGUUUAAUCUCUCCAGAUUAUGUACAUUAACCAGCACUGCGCUCGAAUAGACCUCAAUGCGCGCCUUGUCCGCGCUCCUUUCCACGCCUUUAAGGAAAGCCCUGGCUGGUGCGGGGUGAGCGGGGCGCACUGAACCUGCAGGGCAACCACAUCCAUUCAGGCGCUCCGGGGACUCAGAAGAGCCCAGGCGUCUAAGAAUGGGAAGGAACGGACUUUAAUUAAAAAGUUUGACUCCCUCUCUAA